AUUCUUCAAGCAUUGGAAGUUGAAGCAUCAGACGAAACUAGGGUAGUGAGUUAGAAAAUGUGCAGAGUCUCCAUGGAUAAGCUUGUGUUAGGUUUUGUGUGUAUUUCUCUUGCUUUGGUCAUUGGGGUGGUGAACUCUGAGACAAUAUCAUCUUGUAGCCAAACCCCAUAUCCUGAAAUAUGCGAGUCUUUCAUCAGUUCUAAUAAACCUCUUGCCACCUUAGAAGAAACCCAAUUCAGUUUUCGAGAGUCUGCCCUUAGCUUCACCAUGGACCAAGCCCUACGAGCCCAUGGGCUCAUUUCUGCUAUGGACUUGAGCUCAUUUGAUGACAAGGCCAAGGUGGCGUGGGCUGACUGUGUGGAGCUUUAUGCUGACACAGUCACCCAGCUUAACCGCACUAUGGGGUCUAAGAAUCCAUUGAGCUGGUCCGAUGCUCAGACAUGGCUGAGUGCCGCCAUCACCAACGAGCAGACUUGCCAAAACGGAUUCACUGAGCUAAACUUGCCAUCUUACUUGUCUUCCUUUCCCUUCAUGUUGAGUAACUUCUCCAAGAUGGUAAGCAACUCGCUUGCCAUAAACAAGGCAGCGGCUUCAUCAGUUGCAUCUCUGAUGGGUAAGCAAGGUGGCAAUCGCCGGUUGCUUUCUGAUGGCUUCCCGACAUGGGUCUCAGCUGCUGACAGGAAGCUUCUUCAGUCAUCGAGUGCAGCUUCACAAGCUGAUGUUGUGGUUGCUGCAGAUGGCUCUGGUAAUUACAGGACCAUCUCUCAGGCAGUGGCUGCUUCAUCCAAGAGAAGUGGGAAGAGAUUUGUUAUAUAUGUGAAACGGGGUGUUUACAAAGAGAACGUUGAGAUCAAAGCUUCAAACAUCAUGUUGAUCGGAGACGGGAUCGACGCUACAAUCGUUACAGGCAGCAAGAACGUUCAAGAUGGUUCCACUACUUUCCGAUCAGCAACAGUUGCGGUCACCGGCGGUGGGUUCAUUGCCCGGGAUAUGACGUUCCAAAACACGGCCGGACCCCAGAAGCACCAAGCAGUUGCCCUCCGCUCAGGUUCUGAUCUCUCAGUGUUCUAUCGUUGCAGCUUCAAGGGUUAUCAGGACACCCUAUACGUCUACUCUCAACGCCAAUUCUACCGCGAUUGCGACAUCUACGGCACUGUCGAUUUCAUCUUCGGAGAUGCUGUGGCUGUCCUCCAGAAUUGCAACAUCUACGUCAGAAAGCCCAUGAGCGGUCAGAAGAACACGGUGACUGCUCAGGGACGGAAAGACCCCAACGAGAACACAGGCAUCUCCAUCCACAACUCACGGGUGACGGCCGCUUCUGACUUAAGACCUGUGCAGGGUUCAUUCAAGACCUACCUUGGUCGGCCAUGGCAAAAGUACUCAAGGACAGUGUUCAUGAAGACAUCUCUUGAUAGCUUGAUCGACCCGGCCGGAUGGCUUGAAUGGAGCGGCAACUUUGCUUUGAGUACUUUGUAUUAUGGGGAGUAUAUGAACACAGGUGCGGGUGCAAGCACCAGCCGGCGUGUAAAGUGGCCGGGGUUCCAUGUCAUGAGUGCUUCUGAUGCCGGAAAAUUUACAGUCGGGAAUUUCUUGGGAGGAGGCUCUUGGAUUGCGGCCGCCGGAGUCCCCUUCACUUCCGGGCUGUGAUUUGUUCUAAAGCAUCUUUCUGUCAGCAGACAAUAUAUAGGCUAUUUGUAUGAGAUCUAUAUUCAUUAGUUUGGUAGAGAAAUUGUAAUAUAGUUUGUCCUGAUUGAAUUCCUUAUUCAGUUAUUUGUAUGGAAUUGAAACUAAUAAUGUAUCAAUUAUUAUUCUAC
Nelumbo nucifera (sacred lotus) is the source of this 1814-nucleotide messenger RNA. Its product is annotated as pectinesterase-like. Gene Ontology annotation, molecular function: pectinesterase activity; enzyme inhibitor activity. The record is from RefSeq and is a predicted model, not a curated record. Lineage: Eukaryota; Viridiplantae; Streptophyta; Magnoliopsida; Proteales; Nelumbonaceae. Gene Ontology annotation, biological process: cell wall modification.